AUGUCUACCUCUUAUGCGCCUCCCUCCGGACCACCACCGUCAACAACAACCAACAACGCCGUACCGAACGACGAUGAUCCGUUCGACCCUCCUCCAGCAUACACCCCCUCCGCAGCGCAUUCAGCCCAGCCGGAAACAACACUGGAAGCAGGACCGUCAAGGAUGGAUUUCUCAGGUCCACCACCUAUGCCCGACAGAUUAGAGCAGAAUAUAACAGGUGUAGGUGUAGGCUUUGGUAGAAGACCGCAGCAUGAAUUGGGAUCGCAAUAUACUGGAAAUACCAUUCAAACUCAGCAGACUGGUCCACCUCAACUACCACCUCGGAAUCCCUCAACAUCUGCAGGGUACGGAGGUGAAUUCUCUUCUCCAUCAGGUCCACCACCAGGUAAAGAACCUAUACAUCAGAAUGAGAAUGGUGCUGGACCAUCUAGACCUCCGGCAACAUCUGCAGAUCUAUCUCCUACGGAAGCUCCUACACCUGGUAGACCGUUGUUAUGGAGAGGACAGCUAUUGGUUUAUCCCAAGGGUUUUUGGUGUCAUAAAUGUAAUAAUACGGGGUAUAAGGCGAAUGAUCCUUCCAAUCCACAUGAGACAGAUUGGAAGAAAUACGGUAAACCGUAUACAUCGGCCCUAUCAACCUCAUAUCUCCACUCUACCUCACCGGAAUCCAACCCCUCGACCUCAUCUUCAGCAAAUUUCCAACGUCCUCUUCCUUCCUUCCCUCAACAGCCCCAGCAGCAAAACCCAUACGGCCAUUUGCCUCCCCCGCCGGGAGCGUGGGGCACAUAUCCAGGCCAUAAUGCUCAUUAUGCUCCUCGACCACCUCCUCCACCUCCCCCACCUCAUCACAUGAUGGCCCAUCAACAACAGAUGCCUGGACAACAGAUAUUCGUCCAGAGAGGUCCCGGGUACGUACCUCCUGGAGCACUUGUGGUAGGACCUGGUGAUCCAAGGAUCGGUGGGAGGGUAUGCUAUAAAUGUGGUGGAACAGGUCGAGAAAAUGAUUUCUUAUUUGGGUUUGAUGUUGGUAGAUGUUAUUCCUGUCAAGGAUUAGGGAGGGUGUUUUGA
Kwoniella mangroviensis CBS 8507 is the source of this 1068-nucleotide messenger RNA. RefSeq lists its product as uncharacterized. Gene Ontology annotation, cellular component: cytoplasm. Bases 1 to 1068 code for a protein of 355 amino acids. The transcript has 3 exons. The record is from RefSeq and is a predicted model, not a curated record. Lineage: Eukaryota; Fungi; Basidiomycota; Tremellomycetes; Tremellales; Cryptococcaceae.